This is a messenger RNA of Anolis sagrei ordinatus, 3334 nucleotides long. Its product is annotated as zinc finger protein 420-like. Gene Ontology annotation, biological process: regulation of transcription by RNA polymerase II. Lineage: Eukaryota; Metazoa; Chordata; Lepidosauria; Squamata; Anolidae. The record is from RefSeq and is a predicted model, not a curated record. Gene Ontology annotation, cellular component: nucleus. Gene Ontology annotation, molecular function: DNA-binding transcription factor activity, RNA polymerase II-specific; RNA polymerase II cis-regulatory region sequence-specific DNA binding.
UUCAGAGGGAGUGACGUCAUGACGUCACCUCAGGCCGCGCCGCCUCCAUUUUGGAAGGAAGAAGGAAGGCUUUGUGAGGAGAAGGAGGAGGAAAAUGAAGACCCUAUGAAGUCACCUUUGACAUAAGAAAAUAUCAGUAUAUAGUGGAUAUUUCGGUAUUUGUAAACCAAAGUGCAAUAAUAAAAGAAACCCUAUAGGAAGAAGAAAUCCUUUCUAGGUGCUGAUCUUGUGGAAGUCACUUUUGAUUGGAAAGAAAAAGGGAAGACUUAAGCGUCCAUAUUGCAAUUAAUUAUAUACAUAACUCAACAUGCAGGAGAAACCCUAUGCAUGUCUUAUAUGUGGGCAGAGCUUCACUCAGAGUGGAAAUCUACGUUCACAUCAAAGGACUCACACUGGAGAGAAACCCUAUAAAUGCACGGAGUGUGGACAGAGCUUUGCUCAGAGUGCAAAUCUACGUUCGCAUCAAAGGACUCACACUGGGGAGAAACCCUAUAAAUGCACGGAGUGUGGACAGAGCUUUACUCAGAGUGGAAAUCUACAUUCACAUCAAAGGACUCAUACUGGAGAGAAACCCUUUAAAUGCGCGGAGUGUGGACAGAGCUUCACUCAUAGUUCAAGUCUACGUUCACAUGAAAGGAUUCACACUGGGGAAAAGCCCUUCAAAUGCUUGGAGUGUGGACAGAGUUUUGCUCGGAGUGUAAAUCUACGUUCACAUCAAAGGACUCACACUGGGGAGAAGCCCUAUAAAUGCCUGGAGUGUGGACAAAGCUUCACUGAGAGUGCAACUCUACAUAGACAUCAAAGGAUUCACACUGGGGAGAAACCUUAUAAAUGCUUGGAGUGUGGAAUGAGCUUCACUCGUAGUUCAAGUCUACGUUCACAUCAAAGGACUCAUACUGGGGAAAAACCCUAUACAUGCCUGGAGUGUGGACAGAACUUCACUGAGAGUGGAGAUCUACGUUCACAUCAAAGGACUCACACUGGGGAGAAACCCUAUAAAUGCCUGGAGUGUGGACAGAGCUUCGUUCGGAGUGUACAUCUACAUUCACAUCAAAGGACUCACACUGGUGAGAAACCGUAUACAUGUCUGGAGUGUGGACAAAGCUUCACUGAGAGUGCAAAUCUACGUUCACAUCAAAGGAUUCACACUGGGGAGAAGCCCUAUAAAUGCCUGGAGUGUGGAAUGAGCUUCGCUCUUAGUUCAGGUCUGCGUUCACAUCAAAGGACUCACACUGGGGAGAAACCCUAUACAUGCUUGGAGUGUGGGAAGAGCUUUACUCGGAUGGGAUAUCUGCGUUCACAUCAAAGGGCUCACACUGGGGAGAAACCCCAUACAUGCCUGGAGUGUGGACAGAGCUUUAGUCAGAAUGGAAGUCUACGUAGACAUCAAAGGAUUCACACUGGGGAGAAACCCUAUAAAUGCCUGGAGUGUGGACAGAGCUUCAUUCGAAGUGUACAUCUACAUUCACAUCAAAGGACUCAUACUGGGGAGAAACCCUAUACAUGCCUGCAGUGUGGACAGAGUUUCACUGAGAGUGGAAGUCUACAUAUACAUCAAAGGACUCACACUGGGGAGAAACCCUAUACAUGCCUGGAGUGUGGACAGAGCUUUACUCAAAGUGGAAGUCUUCAUAGACAUCAAAGUACUCAUAUUGGGGAGAAACCAUUGGAACUUUGAAACUACUUUUUACAUGACAACAAUAGGGAAAUAUGUUAAGUGUAAGAUUCACAAAUUAGAAUAGUGGUACCAAAGACAGAAAUGUGCUUACAUGGGGUUGUCUAAAUGGAUUACAAUAAUAAGGUAUAAAAACCAACAGAUAGAGAGUAUAAGGUUUGUAGGAUUAGACCCUUGUUUGUUUGUUAGUUUGUGUGUAUGUGUGUCUUAUGUAUGUGUGAUUUGUUGGUGUGUUUGCUUCUAAUGUAGUUUUGUACUUUGUUGUAGUAGCUAGUUACUUACUUAGGCGAUCCCUCGUUGGACGAGUAGGAUAGUCUUCCAGGAUCAGUAUUUUUGUGGAUCCGUAGGUGACUGUGGAGCCCUAUUCUUGACCUGCAUCUUCUCCCGCAGUGAGAGCAUUGGUUUCCAGGUGGAAGGCAGCCUCGGUCAGGGUCGGCUUGAUGCGCCUUCCUCCUGGCACGUUUCUCUCUUUCACCCUCCAUUCGUGCCUCUUCCAAUUCUGCAGCACUGCUGGUCACAGCUGACCUCCAGCUGGAGCACUCAAGGGCCAGGGCUUCCCAGUUCUCAGUGUCUAUGCCAGAGUUCUUAAGGUUGGCUUUGAGCCCAUCUUUAAAUCUCUUUUCCUGCCCACCAACAUUCCGUUUUCCGUUCUUGAGUUCGGAAUAGAGCAGCUGCUUUGGGAGACGGUGGUCGGGCAUCCGGACAACAUGGCCAGUCCAGCGUAGUUUAUGGCGGAGGACCAUCGCUUCAAUGCUGGUGGUCUUUGCUUCUUCCAGCAUGCUGACGUUUGUUCAUUUGUCUUCCCAAGAGAUUUGCAGGAUUUUCCAGAGGCAGUGCUGAUGGAAUCGUUCCAGGAGUUGCGUGUGACGUCUGUAGACAGUCCACGUCUCGCAGGCAUAGAGCAGGGUUGGGAGGACAAUAGCUUUAUAAACAAGCACCUUGGUAUCCCUAUGGAUGUCCCAGUUCUCAAACACUCUCUGCUUAAUUCGGAAAAAUGCUGCACUCGCAGAGCUCAGGCGGUGUUGUAUUUCAGUGUCAAUGUUGACUUUGGUGGAGAGGUGGCUGCCAAGGUAGCGGAAAUAGUCAACAUUUUCUAAUGUUACACCAUUUAGCUGUAUCUCUGGCAUUGGAGAGGGGUUGGCUGGUGACUGCUGCAACAGCACUUUGGUUUUCUCGAUGUUCAAUGACAGGCCGAGCUUCUCGUAUGCUUCUGCGAAGGUGUUUAUAGAGUGGCUUGUAGAUCUUCUUCUGAAUGCGCACAGACGACAUUGUCAUCAGCAUACUGGAGUUCUAUAACAGAUGUUGUAACCUUGGUAGCUAGUUAGAGGUAUACUUGUAGCAUUAUGCAUGAUAAAAUUUUCUCCGUUUUGUGAUAUUUUUGCUUUGUACUUUUAAAAAAAUAGAAAUAGUUUCUGAAAAGGUGGCAAAUUUACAAAGGUUAAAAUGAUGAGACAGGAGUGGCUGAUAGACCUAAUUUUAGACCAAUAUGGGGUUUUAUUGCCUAGUUCAUUUUGUUGCAUAGCUCUGGUGUUGAUUGUUAUCUUUCGAUGAUGAUUAUUAUUCUUUUGUUUAGUGCAACAUAUAUACACUGUUUUAAUCAUCAUCUGUUGCUUUUCAUCAACUUAUCUUUUAGUUCAAGUAAAUCUUCAAUUCACCCUC